CACGCGAGUCAACGAAGAAAMGCGUUUGGGUURAACUUUGUUGUGCGUKAAAUGAUUUUUGUGAGUGAAWCAGACGGAAACGCCACCGAUGAGCGGUGAAAUACGCGUCGAUUCUGUGAAGUUUUGAAGGCUUCAAAACUAAAAUCAGAGAGAAUCAGAGCUGAAGACGAAGAGACACAGGUCCUCUGUGGAUCCAUGUCACUGUCAGCCCGCAGCGCUGCUCCCACACGCGUGUUUUUUCCCUUUUCUGUGGAGCAGAAAACACAAACACGAGCCGUCCAUGUUGCUGUGAGGAGUKGAGUCUCCACGGUUCUCAUGGUGUGUUUAAGUGCAGCCCGCUGCUCGGAGCUUCCAGACUCCAGUCUGACUCGUUCACUAGAAAGCAGAGRGAAAAACACAGAAGAGGAAAAUGGCAGAAGUAGCUCCAGCUCCCGCUCCGGCCAAAGCAGCGAAGAAGAAGAGCACGAAGCCGAAGAAGGCCGGUCCCAGCGUGUCCGAGCUGAUCGUGAAGGCUGUGGCCGCCUCCAAGGAGCGCAGCGGCGUGUCCGCUGCCGCCCUCAAGAAGACUCUGGCCGCCGGAGGCUACGAUGUGGACAAGAACAAGGCCCGCGUCAAGACCGCCAUCAAGAGCCUGGUSACCAAGGGGACCCUGGUCCAGACCAAGGGCAUCGGCGCGUCCGGCUCCUUCAAGAUGAACAAGCAGGCCGACAGCAAGGCCAAGAA
Molecule: messenger RNA, 723 nt
Organism: Austrofundulus limnaeus
Lineage: Eukaryota; Metazoa; Chordata; Actinopteri; Cyprinodontiformes; Rivulidae
Product: histone H1
Biological process (GO): nucleosome assembly
Cellular component (GO): nucleosome
Molecular function (GO): DNA binding; structural constituent of chromatin
Source: RefSeq, a predicted model, not a curated record